AUGGCCAAGAGGAGCGUGCAAAAGACAAGAGAAGAGCCCAUUGAAGAAAUAGACCUAAGCUCGGAAGACUACGAGACAUACAGGCCAACAGGCACGGAGGAGGGCGAGCUUGAGGUGGAUGAGGAGGCCUAUUCUCUACUCGAGUACAUCAGUUUGGAGUGGCCGUCCAUGAGUCUGGAUAUUUGCAAGUCCAGGAUCGUCCUGGGAACCUUUCCAGACCGAGAUCGCACAGAAGAGCAUGACAACCAAAUAGUUGAAGUGGAACUGGAGAGGACUGCAGACGGCAGUGGGCUUAGCGUGCUUGAAUUUAGAACACAUCCAGCCGACAGAGCAUUCAACAAAGUCCGGAUCUGCAAUGCGAUCUUUGCGCUUUCGGACAGCUUUCUCACAAAGUUUGAUCUGGAAUGCAAUGUUGUUGCAGAGGUAAAGGGGUUCUUCAGGUUUGGGCUGCAUGUUUCAGACAGCUAUGUAAUCGUCGGGUGUGAAAAUGGCAACGUCGAGGUCUACAGCCACAGUCUCGAGCUACUGGGCUGCAUAUCGUCUGGCGAGUCUCCGAUUGAGUGUGUGGGCUUCGAUGAUGCUCGGAGCAUAAUAGCCACGGGGUCGCUAGACCACAGGGUCCGAAUAUUUGACCUGAAGGGAGAGCUGCUCUCAACCAUCGAAAACGACUCGGAGGUUAAUUCUUUGGAUGCCAGAAACGGACAUGUAGUGUUUGGCGACGAUAAUGGCAGAGUGCAUCUCGUAAAUCUUGAAACUGGCAGCAGGGAAGUCUUUGAGUGGCAUUGCACGCCCAUUUCGUUUGUCAGGUGGAGGGACGACGAGGUGUUUGUGACAGGAUCUGACGAGCAGGUCUGUCUCUGGGAUAUUACUCUGGAGGACGAGCAGGGCCUGGAUGUUCCCCGAAGCCUUCUCUUUGUGCAUCAGGGCCAAAGAUGCUAUAAGGACUGUGCAUUUUAUGGAAGCUCGAUAGCCGUGACCAGUGAGGACGGGCUGUGUGUGUUUGAGCCGGUUUCGUUUGCUGAGCUGUCUGAAUAA
This is a messenger RNA of Vittaforma corneae ATCC 50505, 1035 nucleotides long. RefSeq lists its product as uncharacterized. Gene Ontology annotation, molecular function: protein binding. The coding region runs from base 1 to 1035 and encodes 344 amino acids. Lineage: Eukaryota; Fungi; Microsporidia; Nosematidae. The record is from RefSeq and is a predicted model, not a curated record. The transcript has a single exon.